AUGGCUUCCCACACCUCCAUCGUCAAGGCCGGUGACUUCAUCCUGCGUACCCCAGCGCUUAGAUCCAUCUUCGUGCCAGCCGCCAAGUUGUUCUGCGCUUACUCUGGCUACCGCCAGCUCGGCCUCAAGUUUGACGACUUGAUCCACGAGGAGAACCCAACCGUUCAGAAGGCGCUUUCCAGAUUGCCAAAGGACGAGAUCUACGCCAGAAACUUCAGAAUGCUGACUGCUGCUCAGUGCGGUAUCACCCACCACUUGCUUUCCGCCGACAAGGCUCUUAAGCCAUCCGAGGACACUCCGUACUUGUUGCCAUACUUGUUGGAACUUGAGGCCGAGGCUGCUGAGAGAGUUGAGCUGGACAACGUUGAGGUUGCCAAAUAAGCUCCUUCAUGGCGAGCGAUGGCACGUUGAGGCUACAAGGAGCGAGGAGCAGCCUCUUUCACAUUCACAGUACAAGAUUAUAUGAGUCUAAAAUAAACAAAAAAACAAAUCACCACAUUACAAGCAAGCACGAUCUUUCUCUUCCCUUUCGAACCUCUUAGCUUUCCCACCCUUACUUCACCGUUAUAUCAGACAAGGCCGUGCGGGAGUUGUAUCGCACAGCUGUCAGCGUAACGAUGGAAGCUUGUGUAUAAAUCAUGGGGAGGAUAUUAAAGAGUGAAAUGCAUUUUUUUAUUUGUUAUUUAAGAAUAUAUGGAGAGGAUUUUCUA
Molecule: messenger RNA, 710 nt
Organism: Williopsis jadinii
Lineage: Eukaryota; Fungi; Ascomycota; Saccharomycetes; Phaffomycetales; Wickerhamomycetaceae
Gene: QCR7
Product: ubiquinol--cytochrome-c reductase subunit 7
Exons: 1
Coding region: 1-381 (126 amino acids)
Biological process (GO): mitochondrial electron transport, ubiquinol to cytochrome c
Source: RefSeq, a predicted model, not a curated record